AGGUAAAUAAGUGAACACAAAGCUUUUUCAACUAUUUUAAAAAUGUACACUACAACAAAACGGUUUCCUGCAUCGUGUCGUUUCUUCACUCAAGGACACUGUAGAGCUGGUCAAGAUUGUCAAUUUGCUCAUAUUUUACCCUUCAACGGUUCUCCCAAGAGUAAAGACCCAUCUCUCAAUGGAGAAGAAGAAGCUCCUUUAGGAGACUUGAACUCAAUUCAGAAAGCCAUUCGCAACUUGGAAUUAGACCAACUAGAAAAGAAAUAUGCUGCCUGCUUUCAAAAGACCACACAAAAGGACUUGAAUACCCUAAUUGACCUCAUUUUACCACUGGAAGACAAGGAAGACAUCAAAGUUCAACUCAUCAUUCCAUACAACUACCCAGAUACUCAAUGUACCCUCCAAAUUCAAAAUACCAACAUGACAUCACAGACAAAAAGCAAUAUCCAAGCUGCAUUUGAGGAUUAUGAAUGGCACCAGAUGCGUCAUAAAACUUUGGUUCAACAGCUGGACUGGUUAACCACACAUUUUAAUGCUCUUUAAUACACAUAUAUUUAAUUUUCUUCCUUUUUUUAUAUUUUUUUUAUAUUUAUUGAAUGAAGGCAUUUGUUUGUGCUUUCGCGCGCGUGAGGAAAGUGUGCGUAUGCGUCG
This is a messenger RNA of Mucor mucedo, 651 nucleotides long. RefSeq lists its product as uncharacterized. The transcript is spliced from 3 exons. Lineage: Eukaryota; Fungi; Mucoromycota; Mucoromycetes; Mucorales; Mucoraceae. Gene Ontology annotation, molecular function: protein binding; metal ion binding. The record is from RefSeq and is a predicted model, not a curated record. The coding region runs from base 43 to 543 and encodes 166 amino acids.